Molecule: messenger RNA, 513 nt
Organism: Stylonychia lemnae
Lineage: Eukaryota; Ciliophora; Spirotrichea; Sporadotrichida; Oxytrichidae
Source: the annotation of a GenBank genome assembly
AUGGGAGCUACAGUGUGUAAGUCGAAGUAGUCCAUUGCCAUUACACAAAAUACUAAGAUAAUAGGUACUGCUGGAUAAGUUAAGAUCAAUGAUGAUGACUGUAUCGAGGCUGUAUGUGUAAAGGUAGAAGAGAUUACUAAUAAUAUGAAAAUGAUUAAAUUCAGAUGUCUUUAAAAUUUAGAAUUCCUGGCAGGGUAAUACAUUUGCUUUUACAAUGAAAGACCAUCUGCUACCUCAGAUAAUCCCCCAGUAUUCCCUGCAGUUUUCUCUAUAUGUUCUCCACCUUACGAGUUACCUUUCAUUGACUUUCUUAUUGAGGAGAAUCAUAAUCCAAGGAGUAUGAAGAAUUUGCUGUUUUUUCAAGCCAAGGAGGAAAUGAAAGUAUAUCUAGGUAAAAAAGGUUAUGGCACAGUUGCUAUUGAUAUAAAUAUGCUAUAAACUCCUUUACCUUGGAAUGGAGGCUCUGGAGGAAUAACUUUAAUUGGUGGAGGCUCAGCAGUUCAAGCAUGUUGA